Messenger RNA from Coturnix japonica (Japanese quail), 717 nucleotides. The record is from RefSeq and is a predicted model, not a curated record. NCBI's taxonomy places the organism in Eukaryota, Metazoa, Chordata, Aves, Galliformes, Phasianidae.
AUGGCCGCUGCUCAGCAGGGACAGCGGCUGGAGCUGGAGUGCCAGAUAUCCAGAAUCACUUGGGGAGCAUCUUGGUUCCGCCUGGACAAGGAUGGGAAACUUUACUUCAUUGUCUCCAGUAAUUCUCUGUACAACACGAUCAUUCAUGAGGAUAAGAGAGUAUCUCAGCACUUCGAGGUAUCAUGGAGAGAUGGCUCUCCUUGGCUGGUGGUGAAGUCCUUCACGGCACAGGACCAGGGGAUCUAUUUCUGUAUCAGCUUCAUCAACCAGGUGCUGCAAUUCAGCUUGGGACAACCCGCCUUCUUCCCAGUCGAAACAACAGCAGCAACCACCACAACCACCGCCACCACCCAGAGCAGCCCGGUAACCAAGAAGAACAGCACACAACAGGGCUCGGAUGCAGUAACCCAGAUGUGGGGAGGCAGGGGCUCUGCCAGCAGUGCUACUUUGAUCAGAAGAGCCCAAAUUCAAGUCUCUGCUGACUACAGACAUUUCAGGAUGCAGGCAGAUGUCUGCAACUGGGACUUUCCCCUUUCUUCUCUCUCCUUUCUUCCUGCAGGAACAAGCAAUGAGAACACACCACAUCUUUGCCAUGAUACAGUCAUAUGGGUUAACCUGGCUGGCACCUGCCUCCUCCUGCUCCUCACUGCCAUCACCAUCAACAUUGUACACUGCCGAAGUAAGUUGCACUCUGACACCCUGCAGAGCUUCCUGGAG